This is a messenger RNA of Dreissena polymorpha, 615 nucleotides long. RefSeq lists its product as uncharacterized. Lineage: Eukaryota; Metazoa; Mollusca; Bivalvia; Myida; Dreissenidae. Bases 1 to 615 code for a protein of 204 amino acids. The transcript has a single exon. The record is from RefSeq and is a predicted model, not a curated record.
AUGAAGAAAGAUGAUCGAGUCCGUGGGCCAUUGAAUGUAGUUGAAAUUGAAGAAAGCAAGACUGAAAUGAUCAAAGAGACACAGAGAAGAUAUUUUGCAGAAGAGUAUGAUAAACUUAGUAAGAAUCAGAAAGUAGGAAUUUCCAGCAAACUGAUCAAACUGAAUCCAAGAUUAGACACCGAAGGGGUGAUGAGAAGUGACAGUAGAUUAAAGUACUCUGAAUUUCUUCCAUGUGACACUAAAUAUCCUGUGUUACUACCCAGAAAGAGUCCAGUUACAGAGUUAAUUGUGAAAGAUGCCCAUGAAAAGAACAAUCAUAGCGGAACAAACCAAACACUCUCUGAUCUGUCAGUGAAAUACUGGAUUGUAGCUGCUAGAGAACAAAUAAGAGACUGGAAAAGCAAGUGUUCUGAAUGCAAACGAAGGAAAGGCCAUCCAAAGGAUCAAAUCAUGGCACCUUUACCUAAAGUGAGAACAAAAGUAACCAUGCGUGCAUUUAGUAAUGUCGCAGUAGACUUUGGUGGUCCUUACAUUACAAUCCAGGGAAGGGGAACAAGACGAGCAAGGGAUACCUCUGUCUAUUUACAUGCUUAUCAACACGGGCAGUGCACCUAG